AAUAAUAUUGAAACUAAACCCGAUACAAUAUUAACCCAACAGUAAAAGCGGCCGUCAAAAUCGAAGGAGAAGCUGCCGUAGUCCCAAGUACGAAACCCGGAAAGGUAGAGAGAAACGAAAAGAAAGAUGGAGAAAGGCAAAGGAAUAAUGGGGUCCGGCCGAAGAUGGGCCGUUGAUUUCUCCGAUAAUUCCACUGCUCCUUCUUCUCGUGACAUUCCCGAUCCUCCCGGCUUCGCUCGUGCCUCUGUGGAUCAGGACGAUUCGACUGUAAGUCGUCAAAAGAAGGAUGCCGAAUCCAAUUGGAAAGCUCAGAAAGCUUGGGAGGUGGCACAAGCACCUUUCAAGAAUUUGCUAAUGAUGGGCUUCAUGAUGUGGAUGGCUGGAAAUACUGUGCAUCUCUUUAGCAUCGGUAUAACUUUUUCUGCACUUUGGCAGCCUAUCAGUGCUCUUCAAGGGGUUGGGAAGGUUUUUGAGCCUUAUAAAGACAAUAAAGUAGAUCUUCUUGGGCCUAAGUUACUUUUCAUUGCCCUUAAUUUGGGGGGCUUAGCACUUGGUGUUUGGAAGCUUAACACGUUGGGGCUUCUUCCUAUACAUGCAUCAGACUGGGUGUCAUCCUUACCCCCUGCUCAGGAGGUAGAGUAUUCGGGUGGAGGUAUUCCUCUAUAAUAACGUGUUUGUUUGUCUUUGGUGAUCUGAUCAAUUUCUGGAGGUGGUGAGUUGACUUAUGGAAGGCGGGUCGAAAUUUCUUGUGAAGAUGGAGAACAACACGACCUUUAUGUUAAAUUUUAUGAAACAUGUAGUUGUAGUACGGCACGACAUGAUUAAGAACAUAGGAAUUGUUUAUUUUGUUGACUUACGAAUCCAAAACCUAAAUUAUGUUCAUUAUUUGGGAAAA
Gossypium arboreum is the source of this 895-nucleotide messenger RNA. RefSeq lists its product as uncharacterized. Gene Ontology annotation, cellular component: EMC complex. The record is from RefSeq and is a predicted model, not a curated record. The coding region runs from base 127 to 666 and encodes 179 amino acids. NCBI's taxonomy places the organism in Eukaryota, Viridiplantae, Streptophyta, Magnoliopsida, Malvales, Malvaceae. The transcript is spliced from 6 exons. Gene Ontology annotation, biological process: protein folding in endoplasmic reticulum.